AUGGCCUACUGGCUCAAGCCUGUACAGCUAAAGGCAGCGGGCCGAGCCAGUAUUGGAUUCAAAGCAGCCCAAGCCCAAGUCUCACAGGUCACAACUUCACAGAUCAAGCUUCACUCCAUCGUCUUCUCCACUCAGAAGAAAUGGGAGCAAACAUAUGUGGUUUCGAUCCUAAAACAAGAGUCUGUUUAUCAUCAUGUUGGGUUAAGAGCUGCCAUUGUCGAGUUCUUGAAGCGGAGAUGCCUCUGGACACCCAUUAAAAAGAAGAAGACCUGCAGGCAGUUGCAGAGGCCAGAAAAGCAUCAGCAUCAGCAUCAGCUGUUGAAAUAUACCAAUCAGAUAACGCUACAGGAAUGGCUCGUAGCUUCACCGGGGUUCAACAAAGGUUGCAGUACCAAUGGAUCAAUAGAAUAUAAUAUUGGUGGUGGUGUUGUAGAAUUUCCAGGUAGGGUUUAUCCAUCAAGACAUGGAGACUUUGAAGUCUUGGCCGCUAGCUCUGGACAUAGAGAGAGUUUCUCAGUUGAUAGGUCUAUGAUUCUGAAGGUUGAUAGAGGUGAAAUGGAGGAUACUUCAUUUAGCAGAAGCCAAAGUGGGAAGAUAAAGAAAAGGGUCAGAUUCAAACUGCCUGAAGUUGCUGAUAUAUUCAUAUUGGAUUCAUCAAACAACACACAUUUCGAGAAAUAA
Molecule: messenger RNA, 681 nt
Organism: Ilex paraguariensis (yerba mate)
Lineage: Eukaryota; Viridiplantae; Streptophyta; Magnoliopsida; Aquifoliales; Aquifoliaceae
Source: the annotation of a GenBank genome assembly